Messenger RNA from Colletes gigas, 1670 nucleotides. Its product is annotated as WD repeat-containing protein 13-like. The record is from RefSeq and is a predicted model, not a curated record. Bases 288 to 1583 code for a protein of 431 amino acids. Gene Ontology annotation, cellular component: nucleus. Gene Ontology annotation, molecular function: protein binding; promoter-specific chromatin binding. The transcript has 4 exons. Lineage: Eukaryota; Metazoa; Arthropoda; Insecta; Hymenoptera; Colletidae.
CUGUCAAACGAAAAUACUAAUAUAAUGUAUUCUUUACAUCGGAUUAUAUAUGAAAUAAGAACGAAAGAAAAAUACAAGAAUAAGAAAUGAAAGUAUUUUCUAAAUUUUGUUUUGUCUAAUAAUUUGUAUUAGAAUUUUAUUUGCAAAUUCAAAGUUAUUUAUUAGGUUAAGUGUCAAUAUGUAUAUAAAUUUUAAAUAUUAAUGAAUGAUACAAUUCUUUCAUAUUAUUAAUAUUUACCAGUAUUAAGCACGUAACCCAAUACUAUCGAUUUUAUAUAUUAUAUAAAAUGGUUACUAUGUGGCAUCAGCAAGUAUUUGCUCUUGAUGCUAAGUAUAAUGGACAACGUGUUAAUAAACUACCUUCUUUGGGGAUGCUUUACAUUCGUCGUAGAAAUCAAUUGUUAAAAGAAAAAUUUUGUAAGGAUCCAAAAAUCUGUGAAAAUUAUUUAAAACUAAGGUCAAAAUUGUUAUUUCUACGAUAUGGUGAAAGCUUGGAACAAAGUAGUCUUGGAAGCCACACAACUGAAGAUGAGAAAUCAGAAAUUAAAAUGAAACUUAAUAGUAUACAAAGAAAAUCUAUAGCAGAAAACUUUGCAUUUGAUGGAAUGCAUCAUGUUUUCGAUCAACAUAAUGCCCCCGUAAUAAUGUUGAAAUUUGCAAACAAUGAUAGAUCAAAACUAUGUUGUGCAUCAUUAGAUGGAUUAUUAUCAAUAUGCGAGGCAAUUAGUGUACCACCAAAAGUAAUAGCUUUAUUAGAAGGCCAUAAAAAGGGUGUUACAGCAUUAGACUGGAGUAUUAGUAAUGACCUCAUAGUUUCAUCCUCUUUGGAUGGUACUAUAAGACUCUGGAAUGUUGCAACAGAAACUAAACCAGACUGUUUACGAGUGGUUAAUGAUCAACAACGAGCAGAAGUAUUAUGUUGUGGAUUUAUACCUAUAAAUAAUAAUUUAGUUGUCGCUGGUAAUUCUCAUGGACUUGUACAGAUCUUAAAUAUAUCUACUGGUAUAUAUACUCGAGGUGGAUCUUGUAAAAUUGGAGGGAAAAUUUUAUCAUUGACUUGCGAAGGUAGCGGUGGUUUAGUGAUAUGGGCUGGAAAUGAUAGAGGAAUUAUCAUGUCUUUUCAAUUGGAACCAGGAACAGGUCGAUUAAUAAAAUUACGAAGGGUACAAGAAAUUGGAGGAAUGAUAACCAGUCUUUCCUGGCGUUCAUGGUUUUCUAAAGAUGCACCAUGGCCAGCACUUUUAGUGAGCAGUGCAUGUAACGUAGUACUGCUGUAUCAUAUUAUCGAUAACCAGGGCUCCUUAUCACUUUGGACUAAAUAUCCAAUAAAACAUAAACAUUAUUUUGUGAGGUCUACAUUUUGUCCACAAAUGGAAGCAUGUUUGAUAGCCACUGGUUCCGAGGAUGGUACAAUUCAUUUAUUAGAUUCAGCUAGGAAAGGCAAGGCAGGAAAAAUCAAUUGCCUUCAUGGUCAUGCAACACCAACACUUGCUUUAUGUUUUAAUUAUGAUGAAUCUCUUCUUGCAUCUGCGGAUCAUCAAGGGCUUAUUAUAUUAUGGCGGAAUCGUCAACGUCAUAUAUAAACUUUAAUACAAAACAAAAUGAUACUAUUAUAAUAAACAUCUUAUAAAAACAAUUGUUUUAAGUAAAAUAUUUAUAAUAAAGUUUGA